Fukomys damarensis (Damara mole-rat) is the source of this 384-nucleotide messenger RNA. Its product is annotated as protein FAM104A-like. The transcript has a single exon. Lineage: Eukaryota; Metazoa; Chordata; Mammalia; Rodentia; Bathyergidae. The record is from RefSeq and is a predicted model, not a curated record. The coding region runs from base 31 to 384 and encodes 117 amino acids.
GCACCUAGUCGCUUCUCUCCACCAGCUACGAUGAGCGAGCGCCUCUGCCCCAGGAAAAGGAGAAGGAACGGCAAUGAAGAAGAUAAUCAUCUACCCUCCCAGAGCAAAAGAAGCAGUAGAAACCCCCUCUUUCAGGAUUCCUGGGACUCAGAGUCUUCGAGCAGUGACAGUGGCGGGAGCAGCAGCACCAGCAUCCAUAGCCCAGACCGGGCCAGUGAGCCAGAGAGUGGCUUAAGCCAGGUCAUGCCAGGAUCCAGCCCCAACACCCCUCAGCCCAUGCUUGAGGAGUCUGCACUGUGCCAAGGCCCUUACUUCCACAUCAACCAGACCCUGAAGGAGGCCCACUUUCACAGCCUACAGCACCGAGGACGGCCUCUGACAUGA